CUUGAUUGGUAAUAAUUAUUCAUAGGUAGUUGUUUUUUUUUUUUUAAACUUUGGAAUUUCUUAUCCUUCCUUCUCCUAUAUUUUCUUAUAAGUAGGUGCCUCUUUCCAGAGUAGUUUCAAUGAAUCUUUGGAGGACUGGAUAGAGAGUGCAAGUAUAUACCCACUUUUACUGAGUCCCAAGGAAUUCAAUCUCUUUCCAUCAGCUGAGGAAACCUUAGCUCAGAUUUUGGAGAAUCUAAUCCUUGAACUGUUAGGAGAAACUUUGAAGGGAUCCUUGGCCUGAUCCUUCUUGACAGAACUCAGAAAAAUCAUCAGAUCCUUUAAUGACACAUCAGGUAUAUAAGGGAAUUAGAUCCCUUUUCCCAUCCAAUGGGAUUUUUGCUGGUUGUUUAUGAAUAGGGCAGAGCAUGAUGUAUUUUAAAUAAUUUAAUGAAAGAAUUGAAACAAGUUUUAUGUUGAUAAUUAUUGGGGAAUUUAGUAGAUACCCUUCUGGAGAAAACUAGAAGAUUCCUCAUGGGACUGUGAUAAGACCAGGAUUAGGAAACUCACAGAGAAAGUGGUGGGUGGCAAUGUCCAUGCUUCUAAAUCUACAGCACUUGGACAAAAUGCAGGUGAUGUAGCUGCUUCUGAAGGAUGAUUGCCAGUUCUGUCCCAUAAAGAACAGAAUAUAGAAGCACAGAGAAAGGGAUAAUUACUCUGGUCAAAGAGGCUACCAAAAUUAACCUGGUUUUCUCAGGGAUUUGUCAUAUCACAGUCUGAAAUUGUGUCUAUAUUAUAGCUUGCCCCUGUGUUGCAUUAGACAGUCUUUUUUUAAAAAGACUUUACGUCAUCAAACUGUGAGCAUAACAAGCAUAUUGCUUCUUUAUAAAGAUUUUAAGGGUUUGUAGAAACCUGUGUAUCCUUUCUGUAAAAUUUCCUUCCUUGUGUCUGCAGAAGAUAUGAAGAUUGGAAUUGGAACUUCUAGGUAAAUUCUAUUUAGUCUAAAAUGUCAUGUGAGUGCAAGGAUAGAUGCAUGCUAUAACUUUAAUUUUAAAUUCUAAAUGCUUAAAAAUGAACAAAUGGUGAAACAUUUCCCCGGUGUUUCAUGUGUCAGCAUUGAUCAUAUCUGACUUUGUAUUGCUUCUAAUUUCCUUUCUCCUUUCUUGUCUUGACUUACUUUUGCAGUUACAUUUCUAAGGCCCCAAGAGCAAGGCUCUGCAUUUGAUAUUAGCUCUUAGGAUGAAAGAAAACUGACAUAUACUGAACAACCACUGUGCUCUGGGCAUUGUGCUAGAUAGACAGUGCUCAGACAAGUGCCAGAAGGAUGGAAGUAUGAUGUGAUGGACAUAACUAUGGGCUACUGUGUGGGUACACGGCCCCCUCCUUCCUGCCUCAUCCUCCUGCUUCUCAAGCUCUUGGCCACUGUGUCCCAGGGGCUGCCAGGGGCCGGGCCCCUGGGCUUCCACUUCACACAUUCCGUUUACAAUGCUACCGUGUAUGAGAACUCAGCAGCGAGGACCUACGUCAACAGCCAGAGCCGAAUGGGCAUCACCUUAAUUGAUCUGUCCUGGGAUAUCAAGUACAGAAUCGUCUCUGGGGACGAAGAAGGCUUUUUCAAAGCAGAGGAAGUCAUCAUCGCAGAUUUCUGUUUUCUCAGAAUAAGAACUAAAGGCGGCAAUUCUGCCAUAUUGAACAGGGAAAUUCAGGACAAUUAUUUAUUGAUAAUAAAAGGUUCGGUCAGAGGGGAGGAUUUGGAAGCAUGGACCAAAGUGAAUAUUCAGGUUUUGGAUAUGAAUGAUCUGAGGCCCUUAUUUUCACCCACAACAUACUCCGUUACCAUAGCGGAAAGCACACCUUUAAGGACGAGUGUCGCCCAGGUGACAGCAACGGAUGCCGAUAUUGGUUCCAAUGGGGAAUUCUACUACUACUUUAAAAACAAAGUCGAUCUCUUCUCGGUUCACCCCACGAGUGGUGUCAUCUCUUUGAGUGGACGAUUAAAUUACGACGAAAAGAACAGGUAUGACUUGGAAAUUUUGGCCGUGGACCGAGGGAUGAAACUCUAUGGGAACAACGGGGUGAGCAGCACCGCGAAGCUUUAUGUUCACAUUGAACGAAUAAAUGAACACGCCCCAGCCAUCCAUGUCGUCACUCAUGUUCCUUUCUCCCUGGACAAAGAGCCGACAUAUGCGGUGGUGACCGUCGAUGACCUCGAUGAGGGGGCCAAUGGAGAGAUUGAGUCUGUUUCCAUUGUGGCUGGGGAUCCUUUAGAUCAGUUCUUCCUGGCGAAGGAAGGAAAGUGGAUAAACGAAUAUAAGAUUAAGGAGAGAAAGCGGGUCGACUGGGAGAGCUUUCCCUAUGGCUAUAAUCUCACUCUUCAAGCCAAAGACAAGGGGUCGCCUCAGAAAUUUUCUGCCGUAAAGAUCGUCCAUAUCGCCAACCCCAAGAGAGACACUGUCCCAGUUAGAUUUGAAAAAGAAAUGUACGAUGUGAGCAUUAGUGAAUUUUCCCCUCCUGGUGUUGUGGUUGCCAUAGUAAAAUUAAGCCCGGAACCGCUAGAUGUGGAAUACAAACUAUCUCCUGGUGAGGAUGCACAGUACUUCAAAAUUAAUCCUCGGUCAGGUCUGAUUGUCACAGCACAGCCACUGAAUACCGUUAAGAAGGAAGUUUAUAAGCUGGUGGUGACAAACAAGGAAGGGGAUUUAAAAGCACAAGUCACCAUUGGCAUAGAAGACGCGAACGACCACACCCCAGAAUUUCAGCAGCCACUGUAUGAGGCUUUUGUGAAUGAAAGUGUUCCAGUGGGAACAAGCGUUCUGAUGGUUUCAGCUUCCGAUAAGGAUAAGGGAGAAAAUGGGUACAUCACCUACAGCAUCGCCAGCCUGAAUUUGUUGCCGUUUGCCAUUAACCAGUUUACAGGUGUUGUUAGCACGACUGAAGAAUUGGAUUUUGAAUCCUCUCCAGAAACUUACAGGUUCAUUGUCAGAGCCUCUGACUGGGGUUCCCCAUACCGGCAUGAAAGCGAGGUAAAUGUGACUAUUCAAAUAGGGAAUGUCAAUGACAACACCCCUCUCUUUGAGAAAGUAGCUUGCCAGGGAGUUAUUUCAUAUGACUUUCCAGUUGGGGGUCAUAUCACAGCCGUCUCUGCAAUCGAUAUUGAUGAACUUGAACUUGUAAAGUACAAAAUCAUCUCUGGAAAUGAACUUGGUUUUUUUUAUUUAAAUCCAGACUCUGGUGUUUUGCAGCUUAAAAAGUCACUGAUGAAUUCUGGCAUUAAAAAUAGUCAGUUUGCCCUCAGGAUUACAGCAACCGAUGGAGAGAAUUUUGCAGAUCCCAUGUCUGUUAACAUUUCAGUCCUACAUGGAAAGGUGUCUUCAAAGAGCUUCAGUUGCAGAGAAACUCGUGUGGCUCAAAAGCUGGCAGAGAAACUACUCCUUAAGGCAAAAGCAAAUGGGAAACUGAAUCUGGAGGACGGCUUUCUUGACUUUUAUUCAAUUAAUAGGCAAGGACCACAUUUUGACAAGUCAUUUCCUUCUGAUGUGGCUGUGAAGGAGAAUAUGCCAGUUGGUGCUAACAUCCUCAGGAUUAAAGCCUAUGAUGCUGACUCUGGUUUCAAUGGAAAGGUGCUAUUCACAAUAUCUGAUGGCAAUACAGAUAGUUGCUUUAAUAUUGAUAUGGAGACUGGGCAACUUACAGUCCUUAUGCCCAUGGACCGAGAGCACACAGACCUCUAUCUCCUUAAUAUCACCAUCUAUGACCUAGGUAAUCCACAGAAAUCUUCAUGGAGGUUGCUGACCAUCAAUGUGGAGGAUGCUAAUGACAAUAGCCCGAUUUUUCUUCAAGACAGUUACACAGUUAACAUCCUUGAAAGUUCAAGUAUUGGUACUGAGAUUAUUCAAGUGGAAGCCAGAGACAAAGACUUGGGUUCUAAUGGUGAGGUGACUUACUCAGUCUUGACGGAUACACAUCAGUUUGCCAUCAAUAGCUCAACUGGAAUCGUUUAUGUAGCUGACCAAUUAGACCGGGAAUCCAAAGCAAACUACUCAUUAAAAAUAGAAGCCAGAGACAAGGCAGAAAGUGGCCAGCAGCUCUUUUCGGUUGUUACUCUUAAGGUUUUCUUGGAUGAUGUCAAUGACUGCUCCCCAGCUUUUAUUCCCAGCAGCUAUAGCGUGAAGGUUCUUGAAGAUCUCCCUGUGGGCACUGUCAUCGCUUGGCUGGAGACCCACGAUCCAGAUCUUGGACUGGGGGGUCAAGUGCGCUAUUCUUUGGUCAAUGACUAUAAUGGGAGAUUUGAAAUAGAUAAAGCAAGUGGUGCCAUUCGCUUGAGCAAAGAGCUGGAUUAUGAAAAGCAGCAGUUCUAUAACCUCACAGUUCGGGCAAAAGACAAAGGGCGGCCUGUCUCUCUGUCAUCUGUUUCCUUUGUUGAGGUGGAAGUGGUGGAUGUCAAUGAAAACCUCCAUACCCCCUAUUUCCCAGACUUCGCUGUUGUUGGAUCUGUAAAAGAAAAUUCACGUAUUGGAACAAGUGUGCUGCAGGUGACUGCCCAAGACGAGGACUCUGGGAGAGAUGGAGAGAUCCAGUACUCCAUCAGGGAUGGCAGUGGUCUUGGAAGGUUCAAUAUAGAUGAUGAGAGUGGGGUCAUCUCUACUGCAGACAUUCUGGAUCGAGAGACAACAGGGUCCUACUGGCUGACAGUGUAUGCCACAGACCGGGGGGUAGUUCCACUCUAUUCCACUAUCGAAGUCUACAUCGAAAUUGAGGAUGUGAAUGACAAUGCCCCGUUGACCUCCGAACCUAUUUAUUAUCCUGUCGUCAUGGAAAACUCUCCCAAGGAUGUAUCUGUCAUUCAGAUUCAGGCUGAGGAUCCUGACUCUAGUUCCAAUGAAAAGCUGACAUACAGGAUUACAAGUGGAAAUCCUCAGAAUUUUUUUGCCAUCAAUAUCAAAACAGGUCUGAUUACCACAACUUCAAGAAAACUGGAUCGAGAACAACAGGCAGAACAUUUCCUGGAGGUGACAGUGACAGAUGGCGGUUCCUCUCCAAAACAGUCAACCAUUUGGGUGGUGGUUCAGGUUCUGGAUGAAAAUGACAACAAGCCUCAGUUCCCAGAGAAGGUCUACCAGAUCAAGCUACCGGAGCGUGACCGGAAGAAGAGGGGGGAACCCAUUUACAGGGCUUUCGCGUUUGAUAGAGAUGAGGGCCCCAACGCAGAAAUCUCCUACAGUGUAGUGGAUGGGAAUGAUGAUGGAAAGUUCUUUAUUGACCCUAAAACUGGCAUGGUUUCAUCCAGAAAGCAAUUUACAGCAGGGAGUUAUGACAUCCUAACGAUAAAGGCGGUGGACAAUGGGCGCCCACAGAAAUCCUCCACGGCCCGCCUCCACAUUGAAUGGAUUAAGAAACCACCCCCUUCACCUAUACCGCUAACCUUCGAUGAGCCAUUUUAUAACUUCACAGUCAUGGAAAGCGAUAGAGUCACCGAGAUUGUGGGGGUGGUGUCUGUGCAGCCAGCUAACACCCCUCUGUGGUUUGACAUAGUUGGGGGGAAUUUUGACAGCUCUUUUGACGCAGAGAAGGGUGUCGGGACCAUUGUCAUUGCAAAACCUUUGGAUGCAGAGCAGAGGUCCAUUUAUAAUAUGACUGUGGAAGUCACCGAUGGGACAAAUGUUGCUGUCACUCAGGUAUUCAUCAAAGUGCUGGAUAAUAAUGACAAUGGCCCAGAAUUCUCUCAGCCCAAUUACGACGUGACCAUCUCCGAGGACGUGCUCCCAGAUACAGAGAUACUGCAGAUCGAGGCCACCGAUCGAGACGAGAAGCACAAGCUGAGCUACACUGUCCACAGCAGCAUUGACUCCGCCAGCAUGAGGAAAUUCCGCAUCGACCCCGGCACCGGCGUGCUCUACACCGCCGAGCGGCUGGACCACGAGGCCCAGGACAAGCACAUCCUCAACGUGAUGGUCAGAGAUCAGGAGUUUCCUUACCGAAGAAACUUGGCCCGAGUCAUUGUGAAUGUGGAAGAUGCUAAUGACCACAGUCCUUAUUUUACCAACCCACUGUAUGAAGCAUCUGUGUUUGAGUCGGCUGCUCUGGGAUCAGCUGUUCUGCAAGUGACGGCUCUGGACAAAGACAAAGGGGAAAAUGCAGAACUCAUAUAUACCAUAGAAGCAGGGAACACUGGGAACACAUUUAAGAUUGAACCAGUCCUGGGCAUCAUCACCGUUUCCAAAGAACCAGACAUGACGACUAUGGGUCAGUUUGUCCUGUCCGUCAAAGUCACAGACCAGGGUACCCCAUCCAUGUCUGCCACCGCGAUUGUGCGCAUUUCUGUCACCAUGUCUGAUAAUUCUCACCCCAAGUUCGCUCACAGAGACUACCAAGCAGAAAUAAAUGAAAAUGUUGAUAUUGGAACAUCCAUCAUUCUGAUCUCUGCUAUCAGUCAAUCUACCCUCAUUUAUGAAGUCAAAGAUGGAAACGUUGAUGGGGUCUUUACCAUAAAUCCAUAUUCUGGAGUCAUCACCACCCGGAAAGCACUGGAUUACGAGGGAACUUCCUCUUAUCAACUCAUAGUACAGGCCACAAACAUGGCAGGAAUGGCUUCCAACGUCUCUGUCAAUAUUCAGAUUGUCGAUGAAAAUGAUAAUGCCCCAGUUUUUCUCUUUUCUCAAUAUUCGGGCAGCCUGAGUGAGGCUGCCCCAGUUAAUAGCAUUGUCAGGAGCUCAGAUAACAGCCCACUGGUGAUUCGAGCCACUGAUGCUGACAGCAACCGGAAUGCUCUGCUCGUGUAUCAGAUUGUGGAGUCCACAGCCAAGAAGUUCUUCACGGUGGACUCUAGUACAGGAGCGAUCCGAACAAUCGCCACCCUGGACCACGAAACAAUCUCCCAUUUCCAUUUCCAUGUGCAUGUGAGGGACAGUGGCAGCCCCCAGCUGACUGCAGAGAGCCCUGUUGAGGUCAACAUAGAGGUGACAGAUGUGAAUGAUAACCCACCUGUGUUCACCCAGGCUGUGUUUGAGACUGUCUUACUCCUACCUACCUACGUUGGAGUGGAGGUUCUGAAAGUUAGUGCCACGGAUCCUGACUCCGAGGUGCCCCCCGAACUGACCUACAGCCUCAUGGAAGGCAGCUUGGAUCAUUUCUUAAUGGACUCAAAUACUGGCAUGCUCACCAUAAAAAACAACAACCUCUCCAAAGACCACUAUGCACUGAUAGUUAAAGUUUCUGAUGGGAAAUUCUACAGCACGUCCAUGGUCACCGUCCUGGUUAAAGAAGCCAUGGACAGUGGUCUCCACUUCACACAAAACUUUUACUCCACCUCAAUCUCAGAGAACAACACUAAUAUAACCAAAGUGGCUAUCGUCAAUGCCAUUGGAAAUCGCCUUAAUGAGCCCUUAAAAUACAGCAUCUUAAACCCAGGAAAUAAGUUCAAGAUAAAAUCUACCUCAGGGGUCAUUCAGACCACCGGAGUCCCCUUUGACCGUGAGGAGCAGGAGUUAUAUGAGCUGGUAGUGGAAGCCAGCCGUGAGAUGGACCAUCUGCGCGUGGCCAGGGUGGUGGUCAGGGUUAACAUCGAAGACAUAAAUGACAAUUCUCCGGUCUUUGUGGGCCUCCCUUACUACGCUGCUGUGCAAGUUGAUGCUGAGCCUGGGACUCCAAUUUACCGGGUGACAGCCAUUGACAAAGAUAAAGGCGCCAAUGGAGAAGUGACCUAUGUCCUACAGGAUGACUAUGGCCACUUUGAAAUCAACCCUCACUCAGGGAAUGUUAUUUUAAAAGAAGCAUUCAACUCUGACUUGUCCAACAUUGAGUAUGGUGUCACCAUCCUAGCCAAAGAUGGUGGGAAACCUUCUUUGUCCACAUCUGUGGAACUUCCCAUCACUAUCGUCAACAAAGCAAUGCCUGUGUUCGAUAAGCCCUUUUAUACAGCAUCCAUCAAUGAAGACAUCAGAAUGGACACCCCCAUUCUAAGCAUCAAUGCCACCAGUCCAGAAGGCCAAGGCAUCAUCUAUAUCAUUAUUGAUGGGGAUCUUUAUAAACAAUUCAACAUUGACUUUGACACUGGGGUCCUGAAAGUCGUUAGCCCUUUGGAUUAUGAAACUACAUCUGCAUACAAGUUGACAGUAAGAGCCAGUGAUGCUCUUACUGGUGCCAGGGCUGAAGUCACUGUUGACUUGAUAGUUAAUGAUGUAAAUGACAACCCCCCUAUUUUUGAUCAGCUUACCUACAACACAACAUUGUCAGAAGCAUCUCUCAUCGGGACACCUGUUUUGCAAGUUGUCUCUACUGAUGCUGACUCAGAAAACAAUAAGAUGGUACAUUAUCAGAUUGUCCAGGACACUUACAACAGCACCGAUUAUUUUCACAUAGACAGCUCCAGUGGCUUAAUCCUGACAGCAAGGAUGCUGGACCAUGAGUCCGUGCAGCACUGCACUUUGAAGGUCAGAGCAACUGACAGUGGCUUCCCAUCGCUGAGCAGUGAGGUGCUGGUUCAUAUCUACAUCUCAGACGUCAAUGACAACCCUCCAGUUUUUAAUCAGCUCAUUUAUGAGUCCUAUGUGAGCGAGUUAGCCCCCCGAGGCCAUUUCGUGACCUGUGUGCAAGCCUCCGAUGCAGACAGCUCUGACUUUGACCGGUUAGAAUAUAACAUUUUAUCUGGGAAUGACAGGACGAGCUUCCUAAUGGACAGCAAGAGUGGGGUCAUCACACUGUCCAACCACCGGAAGCAGCGGAUGGAGCCUCUGUACAGUCUCAAUGUGUCAGUCUCUGACGGGCUGUUCACUAGCACUGCACAGGUGCAUAUCAGGGUGCUCGGGGCUAACCUGUACAGCCCCACCUUUGCACAGAGCACCUACGUGGCUGAGGUUAGAGAGAAUGCGGCUGCUGGGACCAAGGUAAUCCAUGUUCGAGCCACCGAUGGGGACCCAGGGACAUAUGGUCAGAUCAGCUAUGCCAUCAUCAAUGACUUUGCUAAAGAUCGAUUCCUCAUAGACAGCAAUGGACAAGUCAUCACAACAGAAAGGCUUGACCGGGAAAACCCUCUGGAAGGGGACAUUAGUAUUUUUUUGAGGGCCCUUGAUGGCGGAGGGAGAGCAACUUUCUGCACUGUGAGGGUGAUUGUUGUGGAUGAAAAUGACAAUGCUCCCCAGUUCAUGACAGUGGAGUAUAGGGCCAGUGUCAGGGCAGACGUUGGAAGGGGCCACUUGGUCACUCAGGUGCAGGCCAUGGAUCCAGAUGAUGGAGCCAACUCAAGGAUUACCUACUCUCUAUAUAGUGAGGCCUCGGUCUCAGUGGCUGACCUCCUGGAAAUUGAUCCUGACAAUGGCUGGAUGGUCACGAAGGGCAACUUUAACCAGCUGAGAAACACGGUGCUGUCGUUCUUUGUCAAAGCAGUAGAUGGGGGCAUCCCGGUCAAGCACUCCCUCAUUCCAGUCUACAUCCAUGUCUUGCCCCACGAAAUGUUCUUGCCUUCGUUUACCCAGACUCAGUAUUCUUUCACCGUUUCAGAAGAUACAGCCAUUGGGAGCACAGUGGACACCCUGAGGAUUUUGCCCAGUCAAAAUGUCAGAUUUAGCACAGUGAAUGGGGAGCGUCCAGAAAACAACAAGGGGGGUGUCUUCAUCAUAGAACAGGAAACAGGCACCAUCAAGCUCGACAAACGCCUGGAUCAUGAAAUCAGCCCAGCUUUCCACUUUAAAGUAGCAGCCACUGUACCCCUGGACAAGGUAGACAUUGUGUUUACUGUGGAUGUAGAUAUCAAGGUGUUGGAUUUGAAUGACAACAAGCCAGUCUUUGAAACUUCUAGCUACGAGACCAUCAUAAUGGAAGGGAUGCCUAUUGGCACCAAACUCACACAGGUGAGGGCCACUGACAUGGAUUGGGGAGCUAACGGGCAGGUCACGUACUCCCUCCACUCAGAGUCCCAGCCCGAGAAGGUGAUGGAGGCGUUCAAUAUCGACAGCAACACAGGCUGGAUCAGUACCUUGAAGGACCUGGACCACGAGACAGACCCCUCAUUCACCUUCUCCGUGGUGGCGUCCGACCUUGGAGAGGCCUUCUCUCUUUCUUCCACGGCUUUGGUCUCUGUCAGGGUGACAGAUAUAAAUGACAACGCACCCGUCUUUGCCCAGGAGGUGUAUCAAGGGAACGUGAAGGAGAGCGACCCUCCAGGCGAGGUAGUGGCCGUCCUCAGCACGUGGGACAGAGACACUUCUGACAUCAAUCGCCAAGUGAGCUACCACAUUACAGGAGGGAAUCCCCGAGGAAGGUUUGCGCUGGGGCUGGUGCAGAGUGAGUGGAAGGUCUAUGUGAAGAGACCUCUAGAUAGGGAAGAGCAAGACAUUUACCUCCUCAAUAUCACUGCCACCGACGGGCUCUUUGUCACACAGGCCAUGGUGGAAGUGACUGUCAGUGACGUGAAUGACAAUAGCCCAGUGUGUGAUCAGGUUGCAUAUACAGCGUCAUUUCCCGAAGACAUCCCAUCCAAUAAAAUCAUCCUGAAGAUCAGUGCCAAGGAUGCUGAUAUUGGAUCCAAUGGAGACAUACGAUACUCACUCUAUGGAUCUGGACACAGUGAAUUUUUUCUAGACCCAGAAAGUGGCGAGUUAAAAACCUUGUCUCUGUUGGACCGGGAGAAGGUCCCUGCCUACAACCUGAUUGCCAGGGCCACCGAUGGGGGUGGCAGGUUCUGCCAAUCUGAUAUCCGCCUGAUCCUGGAGGACGUGAACGAUAACCCCCCUGUGUUCUCUUCGGACCACUACAACGCCUGUGUCUAUGAGAACACGGCCACCAAGGCUCUGUUGACCAGAGUCCAAGCCGUGGACCCCGACGUCGGCCUCAAUAGGAAGGUCGUGUACUCCCUGGCCGACUCCGCCCAUGGGUUCUUCUCCAUUGACCAGUCGUCUGGCAUCAUCAUCCUGGAGCAGCCGCUGGACCGAGAGCAGCAGCCCUCCUACAACAUCAGCGUGCAGGCCACCGACCAGAGCCCCGGGCGGGCCCUGUCCUCUCUCGCCACCGUCACCAUCACCGUCCUGGACAUUAACGACAACCCGCCUGUGUUUGAAAGGAGGGACUACCUGGUGACCGUACCUGAAGACACUUCCCCUGGCACCCAAGUCCUUGCUGUUUUUGCCACCAGCAAAGAUAUUGGCACGAAUGCUGAGAUCACGUAUCUCAUUCGGUCUGGGAAUGAACGAGGGACAUUUACAAUCAACCCCAAGACAGGGGGUAUUUCAGUCUCUGAAGUCCUGGACUAUGAAUUAUGCAAAAAGUUUUACCUGGUGGUGGAAGCUAAAGAUGGGGGCACCCCAGCUCUCAGCGCCGUGGCCACUGUCAACAUCAACCUCACAGAUGUGAAUGACAACCCUCCAAAGUUCAGCCAAGAUGUCUACAGUGCGGUCAUAAGUGAAGAUGCCUCGGUUGGGGACUCUGUCAUUUUGCUAAUAGCAGAAGAUGCAGAUAGCCAGCCCAAUGGACAGAUUCAGUUUUCCAUUGUGAGUGGAGAUCGGGACAAUGAAUUUGCUGUGGAUCCUGUCUUGGGACUUGUGAAGGUUAAGAAGAAAUUGGACCGGGAACGGGUGUCUGGAUACUCCCUGCUUGUCCAGGCAGUAGACAGUGGCUUUCCUGUGAUGUCGUCAACUGCUACUGUCAACAUUGAUAUUUCUGAUGUGAACGACAACAGCCCAGUCUUUACACCUGCUAACUAUACUGCUGUGAUUCAGGAAAAUAAGCCCGUAGGCACCAGCAUUUUGCAGCUGGUGGUGACAGACAGAGACUCCUUCCACAACGGGCCUCCCUUCUCCUUCUCCAUCCUGUCGGGAAACGAGGAGGCGGAGUUCGUGCUGGACCCGCACGGGACCCUGCGGUCGGCCGUGGUCUUCCGGCACACGGAGUCUCCGGAGUACGUGCUGCGUGUCCAGGCGAAAGACUCCGGCAAACCCCAGCAAGUUUCUCACUCCUACAUCCGUGUGCGGGUCAUUGAGGAAAGUAUCCACAAGCCCACGGCCAUCCCUCUGGAGAUUUUCAUCGUCACCAUGGAGGACGACUUUCCUGGCGGAGUCAUUGGGAAGAUCCACGCCACAGACCAAGACAUGUACGAUGUGCUCACGUUUGCCCUGAAAUCCGAGCAGAAAAGCUUGUUCAAAGUGAACAGUCAUGAUGGGAAAAUCAUCGCCUUGGGAGGCCUGGACAGUGGCAAGUAUGUCCUGAAUGUGUCGGUGAGCGACGGUCGCUUCCAGGUGCCCAUCGACGUGGUCGUACACGUGGAGCAGCUGGUGCACGAGAUGCUGCAGAACACCGUCACCAUCCGCUUCGAGAACGUGUCCCCCGAGGACUUCGUGGGGCUGCACAUGCACGGCUUCCGGCGCACCCUGCGGAACGCGGUCCUCACGCAGAAGCAGGACAGCCUGCACAUCAUCAGCAUCCAGCCCGUGGCGGGCACCAGCCAGCUGGACAUGCUGUUUGCGGUGGAGACGCACGGCAGCGAGUUCUACAAGCCGGCCUACCUCAUCCAGAAGCUGUCCAAUGCCAGGCGGCACCUGGAGAACGUCAUGCGCAUCUCGGCCAUCCUGGAGAAGAACUGCUCAGGGCUGGACUGCCAGGAGCAGCACUGUGAGCAGGGCCUGUCGCUGGAUUCCCACGCACUCAUGACCUACAGCACAGCUCGCAUCAGCUUCGUGUGUCCGCGCUUCUACAGGAACGUGCGCUGCACCUGUAACGGAGGCCUGUGCCCAGGGUCCAACGAUCCUUGCGUGGAGAAGCCGUGUCCAGGGGACAUGCAGUGUGUCGGUUAUGAAGCCAGCAGGAGACCGUUCCUCUGCCAGUGUCCACCAGGGAAGCUCGGAGAGUGCUCAGGGCACACUUCCCUCAGCUUUGCUGGAAACAGUUACAUCAAAUACCGGCUUUCUGAAAACAGCAAAGAAGAGGACUUUAAGCUGGGUCUGCGUCUGCGAACACUGCAGAGCAACGGGAUUAUCAUGUACACCAGAGCAAAUCCCUGCAUAAUUCUGAAGCAUCCGUGGCUCAUGAGGUCCCUUGUCUCCCCAGGCUAUCAGUGUACCUGUCUGUCGCAGUUCACCGGGAGAAACUGUGAAUCGGAGAUCACAGCCUGCUUCCCAAACCCCUGCCGGAAUGGAGGCUCCUGCGACCCCAUAGGAAAUACUUUCAUCUGCAGUUGCAAGGCGGGGCUCACUGGACUCACGUGCGAAGAAGACGUGAACGAGUGCGAGCGGGAGGAGUGCGAGAACGGCGGCUCCUGCGUGAACGUGUUCGGCUCCUUCGUGUGCAACUGCACGGCCGGCUUCGUGGGCCAGCGCUGCGGCCUGCGCCCCGUGGUGGUGCCCAACAUCCAGGCGGGCCACGCCUACGUGGGCAAGGAGGAGCUCAUCGGCAUCGCCGUGGUCCUCGUGGUCAUCCUGGCGCUGGUGGUCGUCUUCAUCGUCUUCCGCAAGAAGGUCUUCCGCAAGAACUACUCCCGCAACAACAUCACGCUGGUGCAGGACCCCGCCACGGCCGCGCUGCUGCACAAGAGCAACGGCGUCCCCUUCCGCAGCCUGCGGGGCGGCGACGGCCGCAACCUCUACCAGGAGGUGGGGCCCCCGCAGGUGCCCGUGCGCCCCAUGGCCUACACCCCGUGCUUCCAGAGCGACUCCAGGAGCAACCUGGACAAGAUCGUGGACGGGCUGGGGGGCGAGCACCAGGAGAUGACCACCUUCCACCCCGAGUCGCCGCGCAUCCUGACGGCCAGGCGGGCACCCAUGCGCUUCUCACAGCAGCGCCCCUGGGCGGCGAGGCCGGCAGUGUGGCUGCCUGAGGGAUACGCAGAAAGCGUGCUCUGGAAGAUCAUUUCUCACUUUUCCCCCUUGUGCUCAGGGCUAAGCCUGGUGCCCACUUCGUCCUUUGGAAGGCACGCCUUCGUAUUUUCUGUGGUGUGGCUGUUGGGAGGUGAAUUUCUCCCUGGCGCCUCUCUCCACUUGUAUCGGUUGUUUAUCCGGCUCAUCAUUUCUCUGUGUCUUCAGCAUCCGACAGCAGACAAAGGAGUUGAUGACCCGGGAGAAGUGACCUGCUUUGCAGGCAGUAAUAAAGGCAGCAACUCUGAAGUUCAGUCCCUGAGCUCCUUCCAGUCGGAUUCUGGUGACGACAAUGCAUCCAUAGUGACUGUCAUUCAACUUGUCAACAAUGUAGUUGACACUAUAGAGAAUGAAGUGUCUGUCAUGGAUCAAGGACAGAACUACAACCGAGCCUAUCACUGGGACACCUCUGACUGGAUGCCGGCCGCCCGCCUGUCGGACAUCGAGGAGGUGCCCAACUAUGAGAACCAGGAGGGAGGCUCUGCACACCAGGGCAGCACCCGGGAGCUGGAGAGUGACUACUACCUGGGCGGCUAUGACAUCGACAGCGAGUACCCACCCCCCCAAGAAGAGGAGUUCUUGAGUCAGGACCAGCUGCCCCCUCCCCUGCCAGAGGACUUCCCGGACCAGUACGAGGCCCUGCCACCCUCCCAGCCUGUCUCGCUGGCCAGUACCCUGAGCCCAGACUGCAGGAGGAGGCCCCAGUUCCACCCGAGCCAGUACCUCCCGCCUCACCCCUUCCCCAACGAAGCAGACUUGGUGGGCCCGCCCGCCAGCUGCGAAUUUAGUACUUUUGCCGUGAACAUGAACCAGGGCACAGAGACGGCAGGCCCAGCAGACAGUGUGUCUCUAUCCUUGCACAAUUCCAGAGGCACCUCCUCUUCGGAUGUGUCGGCCAGCUGCGGCUUUGACGAUGCCGAAGUGGCCAUGAGCGACUAUGAGAGCGUGGGCGAGCUCAGCCUCGGCAGCCUUCACAUUCCGUUUAUGGAGACUCAGCACCAGACUCAAGUGUAGAGGACACGCCUCGGGCUUUGCACUGUUUGUUACAGGAGGAGGCUGGCUGGGCUUGUGUCUCCCUGGAGAGCCGUGUGCUGAGCAAGGAGGAAACGCAGGUAUUUCCCACUGGGAGCUUCCGUUUCAGUCCAGCCCUACUCUAGCUGGGAGAAAAGGAAAGGCUCAGAAAUUGUUUCUGAGAGGUGACUGAUGGCCCUUGCAGUGUGUACCUGCGUUCAUGACCAAGAAAGCUCACUGAGUUUUUAAAAGGGGGAAAUGCAUUUCACCCUCUAAGUUACACAGUCGAUCUUGUAUGGCUUUGUGCAGUAUUGUGCCCUGGAAAGUGUUACAGCAUCAGCCCUUACAGUAUUAAUAGCUGGAAACAAGCAAAAAGGCAUGUAAUUUUGAUCCAAUGGGGGGCGGAUGAAAAUGUUAGUUAUUGUUGGAAAAGCUAGGCAAAAGAAUAAAAAAAAUAAAUAUCAUUAAACCAACAAGAAAAUGGGCUGAAGCCUUUAAAAAUCAACUUUAUUUUUUUUAUAAGCUCCCCAAUUUUCAGCUAUAAAAUUAGAUUUAGGUAAAUGUUUAGUAUGCUUAGUUAUUUUUAUUUGUUUGUGUUAAGCAUCCAAUAUAAUAUAGUUGGGUUUUAUGAUCUUUGAGAAAGAUAUAAUGAAGACAACUAAGAGAAUAUUUGGGUUCCAUUUUGUGGGUUGGGGACGUUAACAUUGUUCAAACAUUUAAAAGAAUGUGAUUAUCUGUUUUCCAGUAAACAUUCCUGGCUAUAACUACAAUUUUAACACUACUGCAGAAAUUAGCCUUUGUUCCAAGAAUCAGGAAAUAAAAAGAAAGAAAAAAGAAAGCAGUAUUUUGGUACUUUAUUCUCCAGAAUGAGAGAUAUUUAUAGGUUUAAGCAGAAUUCACAAAUUUAGGGGGAAAAAGUAAAAUGUAACACUUUCAAAGUUUUCAGCCAGAUAAUCACAAUUCUUGAUAAUGCAAAUAGAAUUUGAGCGUUGUUCUGAAUUGGUUAGCAUCAUCACUAUAAAUGCAAUUGCAUUUUUAAAAGAGAAGGAAGUAGAUUAGUUCUUGUGUAUAAAUUAUAAUAGU
Miniopterus natalensis is the source of this 15908-nucleotide messenger RNA. The record is from RefSeq and is a predicted model, not a curated record. Lineage: Eukaryota; Metazoa; Chordata; Mammalia; Chiroptera; Miniopteridae.